GAAAUGGAUAAUCAGGAAUCUAAAAAGUUAAGACAGUAUAACAAUAAGCAAAUACUUUUGGUCGGAGAAGGAGAUUUUUCAUUUUCUUUGUCUCUAGCCAAAGCCUUUGGUUCUGCCACCAACAUCACUGCAACAUCUCUUGAUACUCGAGAGGAGCUAGGGCGUAACUACAACAAUGGAAAAGCGAACGUGGAUGAGUUGGAGAGACUUGGGUGCGCCGUGGUCCGCGGUGUUAACGCACACUCCAUGUCCUCAGAUUGUCGUCUAGGUCGAUACGACAUAAUCAUCUUUCAUUUCAUCUGUGCAGGGAAACACCAUGAGGUAUUAAGAAGUUUUAUGGAGAGUGCGAGAGAGAUGGUGAAAGACGAAAAUGGAGAGAUUCAUGUCACUCAUAAGACAAUCUACCCAUUUGACGAGGGGGGUAUCAAGGCUCUAGCUAAAGAGACGGGGUUACGUUUAAUCAAGCAAAUACAAUUUAGCAAAUGGGGAUUUCAGGGAUACUCCGACCCGAUUAGAAGUGGAAGUAACCGUGAUUAUAGGUCUCCUAUCGGAUCAACAGUUACUUUCAUGUUUAAGAAAUAG
Molecule: messenger RNA, 582 nt
Organism: Camelina sativa (false flax)
Lineage: Eukaryota; Viridiplantae; Streptophyta; Magnoliopsida; Brassicales; Brassicaceae
Biological process (GO): rRNA base methylation
Cellular component (GO): cytoplasm
Molecular function (GO): rRNA (uridine-N3-)-methyltransferase activity
Source: RefSeq, a predicted model, not a curated record